This is a messenger RNA of Carcharodon carcharias (great white shark), 1071 nucleotides long. RefSeq names its product electron transfer flavoprotein subunit beta lysine methyltransferase (gene etfbkmt). Gene Ontology annotation, molecular function: protein-lysine N-methyltransferase activity. The transcript is spliced from 3 exons. Gene Ontology annotation, biological process: peptidyl-lysine trimethylation. Gene Ontology annotation, cellular component: mitochondrial matrix. The record is from RefSeq and is a predicted model, not a curated record. Bases 116 to 865 code for a protein of 249 amino acids. NCBI's taxonomy places the organism in Eukaryota, Metazoa, Chordata, Chondrichthyes, Lamniformes, Lamnidae.
CUGAAGGGGGUUUCUCUGAAGUGUACAGGCUAAGGGAGGGAGGGAGAGAGAGGGGUAUGUGCGGCCGGGCUCUGCCGUCUGUCUGAGUGGGGACACACAGCCUCCUGCAGCAGUUAUGCUCCUUGCUAGGCUGGCCAGCCCUGCCGUGCGGAGCUGGCUCCCUCUCAUUAACCUGCGCUUUUCCCAGCAGCUCACUGGAGGACCUUCGGCGCUCGACCUGAGGACGUUCGUCGCCUGCAACACGGAGCCGGUGAGAGAGCACCUAACCCCGGAGAUCAGCCUGUGGCUCCUCACCCCGCGGUGCCGCUUCUGGAGCCAGCCAGCCGAACUGUGGCCCUUCAGCGAUCCCUACUGGGCGAUCUACUGGCCGGGAGGACAGGCACUGUCCAGAUACCUCCUGGAUAAUCCUGCAGUCACAAAGGCAAAGAAGGUGUUGGACUUAGGAAGUGGCUGCGGUGCCUCUGCCAUUGCAGCUUCUAUGAGUGGAGCCACACACGUUCUUGCCAAUGACAUUGACCCAAUUGCAGCAGUCUCCAUAGGAAUGAACUGCAAACUUAACAAAAUACCCCCACUGCCAGUGGCAACGGAAAGUUUAAUUGGAAAAAUGGAAGAAAAAUGGGAUGUGAUUCUUUUAGGUGACAUGUUUUAUGAUGAAGAACUUGCUGCUGAUCUUCACAAUUGGCUGACAGAAUACAAGAGGUUUCAUGGAUCAGAAAUUCUGAUUGGGGAUCCUGGAAGAGCACAGUUCACAAGUUACAGAGCACAGAACUGGCUGCAGAAGAUCAUAGAGUAUGAGCUUCCCGAAACUACCAAAAAGGAGAAUUAUGGACUGACUUCUACCACCGUAUGGAGAUUUUUGCCAUAGGACACAACCGGCAUAUUACUGGACAGGAGUGGGAAUUCUGGAUGCCUUUAAUCCACCAAAGACCUGGAAUUGAAACUAGGACCUACAAGUCUAACAUUUUGACAUAGCUGUGGCUUACUCACAUUGUAUGUAGGACAGACCAGGUAUGGUCUAUCUUUCUUUCCUGAUGUCAACCCACAAAUUUACUGCAGUGGGAUUUGAACUGC